GUAGCGGAACGCGUUGGUCGGUGAGCCGAGGCGGUCGCUUCGAGCUCGGUAGUUUGCUCCUUGAAGGGAGUGAGGGCGGUUGGGCGUACCUGGCCAUUUUUCCCUCCCUUGGGAGAUGUCCUUUGCCUCUCAGAUGUAAUGCACUUUAAGUUUGUUAUUCAACAGUGAAAAUGAGUCAUACAGAGGUUAAAUUAAAAAUACCUUUUGGAAAUAAAUUACUAGAUGCUGUUUGUUUGGUACCUAACAAGAAUUUAACGUACGGAGUAAUUCUUACACAUGGAGCAUCAGGAGACAUGAAUCUUCCUCAUUUGAUGUCACUGGCAUCCCAUCUUGCAUCUCAUGGGUUUUUCUGCCUGAGAUUUACCUGUAAAGGCCUUAAUAUUGUACAUAGAAUUAAGGCAUAUAAAUCAGUUUUGAGUUACCUUAAGACCUCAGGAGAAUACAAACUUGCAGGUGUUUUUCUUGGAGGUCGUUCAAUGGGUUCAAGAGCAGCUGCUUCUGUAAUGUGUCAUAUAGAGCCAGAUGAUGCUGAUGAUUUUGUUCGAGGUCUCAUUUGUAUUUCUUAUCCACUUCACCAUCCAAAACAGCAGCAUAAACUCAGAGAUGAAGAUCUCUUUCGUUUAAAAGAUCCUGUUCUAUUUGUGUCAGGCUCAGCAGAUGAAAUGUGUGAAAAGAAUUUGUUGGAGAAAGUGGCACAGAAAAUGCAAGCUCCUCACAAAAUCCACUGGAUUGAGAAGGCAAAUCAUUCCAUGGCAGUGAAAGGACGGUCAACAAAUGAUGUUUUCAGAGAAAUAAAUACACAGAUUUUGUUUUGGAUUCAAGAAAUCACUGAAAUGGACAAAAAAUAGUUGUCAUUAGUUAAAAGCCAUGCUAUUUUGAAUACAAAUACAGUUAAUUUGAUAAAGAACGUUUAACUCAGCAUUAUGAGAUACAUUGCAGACUAACUUAAGGUUCUUUAAUGUUUCCCUUUUUAAAAUAUGUUUUAAUUGUGAAAUUAAUGUCUUUUACAACAUUUCUUUUCAAAGCACUGUUAUAGUUGUAUAAAGAUGAUGUACAAAUAUAAUUUAUUUUCAUUAGUAUAGUUGAGUUUUUAAAAAAUUAAACAUUUGGAUUUUGUUA
Chrysochloris asiatica (Cape golden mole) is the source of this 1119-nucleotide messenger RNA. It is a transcript of the gene TEX30, whose product is annotated as testis expressed 30. Bases 171 to 848 code for a protein of 225 amino acids. The transcript has 6 exons. NCBI's taxonomy places the organism in Eukaryota, Metazoa, Chordata, Mammalia, Afrosoricida, Chrysochloridae. The record is from RefSeq and is a predicted model, not a curated record.